Molecule: messenger RNA, 2535 nt
Organism: Penicillium coprophilum
Lineage: Eukaryota; Fungi; Ascomycota; Eurotiomycetes; Eurotiales; Aspergillaceae
Product: glycosyltransferase
Exons: 7
Coding region: 1-2535 (844 amino acids)
Biological process (GO): carbohydrate metabolic process
Molecular function (GO): UDP-glycosyltransferase activity; hexosyltransferase activity
Source: RefSeq, a predicted model, not a curated record
AUGGAACACUCCAAAACCUAUUCCCAUGUGGCCGACACGGCGGCUGAUGAGCAGCCUCCACCCCCAUACGAGGCAGUUCCGCGAGAUAUUGGCGGCGCUCAGGAUAUCACUGUGAACGAUGACGGCCGUGUUGUUGUGGACGCUAGUUCUCGUCUCUGCAGAUCUCUUUCUAAGCUAUUGCCUCAUGCUGUCCCCCAGAGCGCACCUCCACCAGACUAUUCAGAAGAAGUACCGACCUUCAAGUUCCCUCUGAAUAUUGUGAUUCAAAUCGUGGGCAGCAGAGGGGACGUCCAACCAUUUGUUGCACUUGGCACAGAGCUACAAAAUGUGGGCCACCGAGUGCGUAUUGCAACACACAAUGUCUUUGAACAAUUUAUCCUAGAAGCAGGUUUAGAAUUUUACCCUAUUGGCGGUGAUCCGGCGGACCUGAUGUCAUACAUGGUCAAGAAUCCUGGGUUGAUUCCCAGCCUAGAUAGUCUCCGUGAAGGAGAUAUUCAAAAGAAGCGUUUAAUGAUGGCAGAAAUUCUUCACGGGUGCUGGCAAUCAUGUUUGAUGCCUGACCCUAUCACAAAUGCCCCUUUUGUGGCAAAUGCGAUCAUUGCCAAUCCUCCGAGCUUCGCGCACGUACAUUGCGCCCAGGCCCUGGGGAUUCCACUUCACUUGAUGUUUACAAUGCCAUGGAGUCCAACAACGGCAUUCCCGCACCCGUUGGCUAAUUUGAAGAAUGUGCCAGCUGAUCAAGAGUGGCUCAACCGUGUCUCUUAUAGCGUCGUGGACUGGUUAUCAUGGCAAGGUCUAGGAGGCGUGAUUAACGAUUGGCGGAAACAUGAGUUAGAACUCGAGCCAAUCUCUCUUUCAGAUGGCCCUUUCAUUCUCAGCAGACUCAAUGUCCCCUAUACCUACUGCUGGUCGCCCGGCUUAGUCCCAAAACCCGAAGACUGGCCCCAUAAUUUUGAUGUCUGUGGGUUCUUCUUCCGUGAUCCGCCGCAGUAUCAGCCUCCUCAAGAUAUCGCAGAGUUUCUUAAUGCCGGGCCCCCUCCGGUCUAUUUUGGAUUUGGAAGCAUCGUUCUCAAAGACCCGCAAGAAAUAACGAAAACGAUUCUACAAGCGGUUGGGCAAACCGGGGUUCGGGCAAUCAUUUCUCGUGGUUGGAGCAAGUUAGGAGGGGCGGAUACAGGAGAACUAAAUAGAAGUGAUGUUCUGUUCAUAGGCGAUUGCCCACAUGAAUGGUUAUUCGAGCGAGUCAGUGCGGUUGUUCAUCAUGGAGGUGCUGGUACAACGGCGUGUGGGCUACGCAAUGGAAAGCCUACUAUCAUUGUGCCAUUUUUUGGAGACCAACCGUUUUGGGGAGAAAUGGUUUCUGCAGCCGGUGCAGGACCAGACCCUAUACCGUACAAACACCUCAAGGUCACAGCAUUGGUCCAGGCAUUGCGGUUUUGCUUAACAUCGGAGGCAGUACGCUCCGCAAAGAGUAUUGCCGCGAAAAUGCAGCAAGAUGAAGGAGUGAAAACAGCUGUGGCAUCAUUUCAUCGAAACUUACCGCAAGGUCUGGUUGAAUGCGAUUUACUACCAAAAUUCCCAGCCUGUUGGAGAUAUCGACUAGGCAAGAAAGAAUACCAUUUUUCAAAAGUUGCUGCAGAGAUACUUGCCGAAAGAAAUCUGUUAGAUGUCAAAAAGUUGAAACCGUACCAAUCAAACCCAAUCAUUAUUGAGACCACGCGAUGGGACCCCGUAACCAGUAUCUCCUCUGCUGGAAUGGGAGUCACAUUUGAUAUUCUCAAAGCAGGAGGCGAUAUCUUCUAUAAACCCUACAAGGUAUACCAAGGUGGUCGUAACUCACCUGGUCAGUCACCGAGUGUUUCAAAAGAGAAUUCCGCUCAGUUGCUGCCGCUAGAUGGCAGUGCAAUAUCAGUCCGCAAAGCUCGAUCAAUGAAUGAUAUGACGGCAUGCGGGGACGUUGUGCCUAAGGAAAAGAGCAGAGGUGUGGCCAUGGCUUCAGCAUCGACCCUUGCUUCUGGGAAAUUUCUAGGGAAGUUCUUUUCUGGAUUUAUGAUUGACGUGCCGUUGGCUGCCGCUGAAGGCUUUCGUGUGCUCCCUGGUCUAUACGGAGACAAAGUUCCGCAAUAUGGAAAAGUCACAGAUUGGAAAUCUGGCGCUGUGGCAGGUGCCAAAAGCUUUGCCGUUGGUAUGGGUCAAGGUAUGACUGAUGUGGUCUAUCAACCAUAUAAAGGCGCUAGAGAUGGAGGUGCUGCAGGCUUUGCCGGUGGCUUGCUCAAAGGGACUUUUGGGGUAAUUGGAAAGAUGGCUCAUGGCUCGCUUGGUCUUGUUGCCUAUCCCAGCCAAGGUAUCAAACAGAGCAUACACUCUGCGUUUCAUAAGAGCACGAGAAAGCUCAUUAUGGCGGCUCUUCACCUGGAGGGACAAGAUAUGGUUCGACAAGAGCGAGUGAGAGGGAUCGACGAUCAAAAGCUCAUCGAGAAAUUCAUGGCCAUGACCCGAGAAGAUGGCUCGGACGGUGACAGUGAUUACAUAUAG